Messenger RNA from Closterium sp. Naga37s-1, 909 nucleotides. The record is from the annotation of a GenBank genome assembly. Lineage: Eukaryota; Viridiplantae; Streptophyta; Zygnematophyceae; Desmidiales; Closteriaceae.
AUGUCUCGGAGACAGAACUCGCUUUUCGGAAAAUUCCCCUCCGCGGGACCUGGUCCGCCAAUGUCAGUCAUCGCGCUGCUUCCGCGGCUUCCUUCCGCCCGCCGCACUUGCUCCCGCUUCCCCCCCAUGCCUGCGUUCCUCCUCCCCCUUCUCGCGCUGCUCCUCGCGGCGCUGCCGCACUCUCUGUGCGCGGCGGAACGAGCGAACCGGCUGAAACCUGCUGCCACGCGCCUCAUCCUCCUUCCCAGUAACGCUUACGGCGCGAAAUGCCUCGACGGCAGGUCAUUUCUAGUGCGCCUCCCCACCUUCCUCCCACCCAGUCCCCCGGCGUACUACUUCCGCGCGGGGGCGGGCGCGGGGAGGCGCAAGUGGCACGUGCAUCUCCCCACGGGCGGCUGGUGCUUCUCCGCGCGCGAGUGCCUCAAUCGCACCAAUUCCCCGCUAGGAUCGUCGCGCUUCUGGGCUAGACGGCUCCCUGCAGUGGUUGAGAACGGUGGAAAGGUGCCGAAUGCUACGAUCGCCUACCCUCAACUGGGCGGCUUGCUCUCCCGGAGCAGGAGAGCCAAUCCCGUGUUCCACGCGUGGAACCUGGUGUGGGUGGUGUACUGUGAUGGUGGCGCCUACAGCAGCACGCGGGGGAGGGCGGACCUGGGGGGGGGCGCAUCUGUGUACAUGAAUGGGCGGGGGAUCCUGGACGCGCUAAUUUAUGAUCUGCGCAUGAAGCGGGGCAUGGGGGCGGCGUCGCAUGUCCUCUUCUCGGGCAGCUCAGCGGGCGGCCAUGCCAUCAUCAUGCACUGCGACCGCCUCGCUGCCGCCUUCCCCCGCGCCCAAGCCACCUGCCUCUCCGACUCCGGCUUCUUUGUUGGUGCGCAUUCUCCCGUGCUAGAUAGCAUUGACUUUCUACUCUGA